UGGGUACUCCACUCAUCGUGUCGUGCUACGGGUAUAACGCGAGAGAGGCGAAACUGGUGUGUAGGCACCAUCGGUCGAACAAGCGAGGCGAGGAGCCGAGGCAAGGGCGAAACGUUGGUCGAGUGGGUCUAAGCGGCCGUGAGGACCUCUCCAGGAACCCAACAGUCCUCUCCAUUCAUUCAUCCAUCCAUCCAAACCCAACGCAGCCUAAGCCCAUCCAUCCGCGUCUAUCCAUAGAAACCUCGGGUGCUCCUCUCUACGGAGAGUGAGUGUAUCCUCGGUGAAGGUGGAGGCGAAGAGAGUUGAGUGGUACAUCUACCCAUCGUCUAUCGAGCAGAGUCCAAGGACUCAAAGACCCACUGGGUGAUUUCAGUCGGCCGUCGGCCGGCUCAGCCGGCCACUACCUCCAAAAGCAAAUCUCCACAAUUUAUCAUCUCAUUAAUAGUUUUUUUAUCAUUUACCUAUUUUCCCCUGUGAUAGCAACGGUUGCACAAUCCAGUGAAGUGUUUGAUUCUCCUGGAGAACAUGGUAUCAACACUGAUGUUGAUCAUCAGGACGCUUGAUGACACAUCAGUGGCUUCAGCGUUUGCCUUUGACACCCAGUGAGGAUUUAUUCGGUUUUAGUUUUGUUUCUCGCAGUUUAAUUUAAGUGAACAGUGGAACAUGGUGUUGGUGAUUGCAUACAGAAAUCAAAUCUGAAUGGUGAUUGGUGUUAUUGUGAAGGAUGUUUUUGUACAAAUCAAUAGUAUCUUAUGACAACAGCGGAAUGCCAGUACUGAUUAAUUCAGCUCAACUUAUCUAGACGGAUAAGUAUAUUUUUUGAGAACAUCAUCUUCACAAGCCGCGACACUGAAGUACCUGGACGAAGUGAAAUUCGCCGAGAUGAGCGGCGGCAGUGGUGGAGCCAGUGGAGGUAGCCAGGGUAGCAACAAUGCAACGAGCUAUCAUCAGCACCAGCAGCAGCAGCAGCAGCAGAAUCAAAUGGAGCAAACGGGUCUUCUACCGGACCUCAAUGGUGUCGACCUGGCGAUGAGUUUAUCACCAAAACAACAUGCCUCCCACGUACCAGGUGGUGGUGCUCAUACAACACCAUUCAGUGUCACGGAUAUUCUAUCGCCGAUUGAGGAAUCAUAUCGAAAACUCGAGCUAGCUGCCGUCGGCGUUGGCAUUAUCUCCCAUCCCCAGGGAUCACCGUACACCAACACAUGUGGCGCCAGGGUGGGUAACACUGGUAGCUCAAGUGCAAGCAGUGGAAGUCCACCCCUUCACGGUGGCUCGACUCCUGGUGGCAGUACACCAGGCCCCGUCAGUGGAGCCAAUGGCAGUAGCACUGGACCAGCUAUUGGCAAUGGCGGAGGUAUGAGUGCUAUGGGCAAUCCGUAUGCCACAAUGCAGAUUACCUCACAGUAUCAGUACUGCACCGCUGAAUUAUCGCCUUAUCAUCAUGGGGGUCCUGGGGUUGGUGGAGGCGUUCACACGGGAUCCGACCCCAUGAGAUCGCAUGCCGUUUCGUCGCAUCAUCAUCCGUGGUAUGCACCAGCUCCAACCACUACCAAUGAUCCCAGAUUUGCCAUAUCAAGACUGAUGGGUGCAGCUGGUGGUGGUAACAUGGCUGGAUGUUCAGUUGGGCAGUCAAUGGCCGACGUUGGUAAAUCAUCGGGUAUGGGCGUUGGCGUUGGAGUUGGUGUUGGUAUGGGUGUUGGUGCUAUGCAAUUCCCUCUGGCACAGAGGAGAAAACGACGUGUACUCUUCACACAGGCACAGGUUUACGAGCUCGAGAGGCGAUUCAAGCAGCAAAAGUACCUCAGCGCGCCUGAGCGAGAGCAUCUUGCUUCGCUCAUUCAUCUGACACCCACCCAGGUGAAAAUCUGGUUUCAAAAUCACCGAUACAAGUGCAAAAGACAAGCGAAGGAGAAGGCGAUGGCAGAGCAAAACGCCCAAAAUCAGAGCGCGAGUUCUCCCCGACGGGUAGCUGUACCAGUCCUGGUGAAAGAUGGAAAACCAUGUGGAAGUGGUGGAGGUGGGGGUAACGAGGGAAGUCGUGGGGGCCCUAGUGCGGCCCUAGCGAGUCCAGCGCCCCACAUGACCGCGGCCUCUAGUCCCCAUGGGACUCAUCACGGGGCCAGUGUUUCCCAUCACUCGUUAGCCGGUGUCAGUCAUGUUAUGUCGUCCAGUCAGAGCCUCCAGCACUGUUCUUACACGAGAACCGGUGGACAGCAGGCGAUGCAGCAACAACAGCAGGCCCAGUGCGGGGCCUAUUUACCACUCCAGGGUAGGGCCUGGUAGUGCGCGCCAUCCGCGGCAGGGGCAGCGGCCUACGCUAAUCCCUCCGUCGCCGGCCCGUGGGCCCUCGCCGCGGAUCCAACUGCAUGGUACACUAUUCCAGAUGAAAGCCCUUGAAAUUAAAUUAAAGAUUUAUUAUUUUGUCGUUGAGUGGUUUCCGGUUCGUUUUUUUUUUGCCGUUGACAUUUCACGAAAUUCUAUUGCUAAUGAUUCUACUCGGCCCUGAAUAUUUUUAUUUUAUUUUUUAUUGAAGAACUUAUUUGUAAACGAUUUGAGAGGAAUUCAAUUUUUGUUCAGAGUGAAAUGACAUUUUUUUUUUAUCGGGUGAAUUGAUUAUUAAU
Messenger RNA from Fopius arisanus, 2624 nucleotides. RefSeq names its product homeobox protein Nkx-2.4. The record is from RefSeq and is a predicted model, not a curated record. Bases 883 to 2286 code for a protein of 467 amino acids. The transcript has 4 exons. Gene Ontology annotation, biological process: cell differentiation; regulation of transcription by RNA polymerase II. Gene Ontology annotation, molecular function: DNA-binding transcription factor activity, RNA polymerase II-specific; RNA polymerase II cis-regulatory region sequence-specific DNA binding. NCBI's taxonomy places the organism in Eukaryota, Metazoa, Arthropoda, Insecta, Hymenoptera, Braconidae. Gene Ontology annotation, cellular component: nucleus.